AUGAUACACCAUAUCUGGUACACUGGAUCUCAAGUGCAGGGAAAUUUGGAGAUCGGUUUACAUGGUAAAUUGAUUGCAGCAAUAGAAUUCAAAGCUGGUAGAGAUGUGUUCUACAAUCUUCUCAAAAACAAUCCACAAGAUUUUUCCACAAUUAUCCCUGAAAAAGUACAAGGUUGUGAUCUUCAUGAGGGUGAAUUUGGUCGUGUUGGUUCCAUCAUUUGCUGGAGGUACACCCAUGAUGGGAAACAGAAGAAAGCGAAAGAAGUAAUUCAAUCCAUUGAUGAAGAGAAGAAGUUGAUUGAGCUUAAGAUAAUUGAAGGAGACAUGAUGGAGCUCUACAAAGCCUUCGUUGUAGCAGUCCACGUUGAGACAACGGGCGAUAUCGAUUUGCUGACGUGGACUUUAAAGUAUGAGAUGCUUAAUGAAGAUGUGGAGCAUCCCAUUUCAUUCCUCUCCUACGUCAUCGACAUCACCAAAGAAGUUGAGGCUCAUCACCUUGCCAAACCUUGAUGAAUCACUCUUCACCAUAAUAACUCUACAAGGAGCCUUGUGCCUUUGAUGAUGUUUGCCUCAUCAUGUGUUAUAAUAAGCCCUUGUAUGUGUGAGUGAGUGAGUGUGUGUGUGUGUGUGAGGGAGAGAGGGAGAGAGAGAGAGAGUUUUAGGGGUAAGUUAGGGGAAGGAAAGUGUGUGUAGUGUGUUUGUCUGAAACACUGUUUGGAACUUUGUUUUAUAUGUGUUCAGUGCAGAAAUAUUAUUAUCUAGUGAGAUGUUUUGUA
Salvia miltiorrhiza (redroot sage) is the source of this 776-nucleotide messenger RNA. Its product is annotated as kirola-like. The record is from RefSeq and is a predicted model, not a curated record. Bases 1 to 510 code for a protein of 169 amino acids. NCBI's taxonomy places the organism in Eukaryota, Viridiplantae, Streptophyta, Magnoliopsida, Lamiales, Lamiaceae. The transcript has 3 exons. Gene Ontology annotation, biological process: defense response.